Molecule: messenger RNA, 884 nt
Organism: Styela clava
Lineage: Eukaryota; Metazoa; Chordata; Ascidiacea; Stolidobranchia; Styelidae
Product: S-crystallin SL11-like
Biological process (GO): glutathione metabolic process
Molecular function (GO): glutathione transferase activity
Source: RefSeq, a predicted model, not a curated record
CACACCAUUCGUUGAUGUGCUAUAAGUACAGUAGUGUGAUAACCGUUUGAUUUUAUUGUAGUAGAGCCCAAUUUUACUUUACUAUUGAACACAGAAGAUUUCGGUAAGAACAACAUGGUGCAGUAUAAGUUAUAUUAUUUUGAUGCUCGUGGCAAUGCUGAAAUUAUACGUCUGAUAUUUGCAUAUUCGGAUGUUAAAUAUGAAGAUGUGAGAAUACCAAGGGAAGAAUGGCCUAAGCAUAAAUCAGAUAUGCCUCUUAGACAGCUUCCAGUCUUGGAAGUCGACGGAGUCAAACUUUGCCAAUCUGCAACGCUGAAUCGUUAUAUGGCAAGGGAAUUUGGGUUAAUGGGAAAAACGAGCAAGGAUGCAUAUUACAUCGAAAUGUUUUGUGACUCAAUAAUGGAAAUUGUAUGGAAAUAUCCCUUUAUGGAGGAAGACGAAAAAAAGAAGGCAGCUCGAGCCGAGGAAUUUAAAAAAACGACUCCUGAAUCCUUGUCUAGACUUCAGAAAAUGAUUGAGAAAUGUUCUCAUGAGGGAGAGUGGAUAUUUGGAACGUUUACACUCGCCGAUCUCUAUUUGUUCACGUUUGGAGAUUUUGUGUUGCCGGUUUGCAACGACAUAUUUUCUAGUGUUCCUGAGAUGCAGAAAAUAUACGAAAAAGUGAAAAGUCUUCCCAAGAUUGCCGCUUGGAUUGAAAAAAGACCAGUGACAUUUCUUUAAUUGAAAUAUAUUGGGACAGCAUGCAUUCAUGUGUUUAUGUAUUGAAUUGCACGACUACAAAUCACUCCUUCCGAACUAACAAAAUAAUGUUUCAGUAGUAAUGCAUUAAUUCACAAUUUUUGUAGUAAAAUAUUACGAACUGGCUUUCGAUAGACUUUUUCAUC